UGAAGUUGGGCUUCAUAAUAUCAUCGGCGAAAAAUAUGCCAGCAUUGUUAACAAGGAUGUCAAGUUUACCGAACAUCUGUAUUGUUCGCGCGACGAUUGUUUUCGCUUCCUCAUCCUUCGACACAUCAGCUUUGAUCACUAGAGGAUUCUUGUCGUAUUUAGCGCACUCUGAAGCUACUUUCGCCAGUUUCUCCUCGUUUCUUCCUACUAGAGUAACGUCAGCACCUUCUUUAGCAAACUGUAUAGCCGUUACUGCCCCAAUACCAUCGCUAGCUCCAGUAACUAUCACCACUUUAUUAGCAAAACUCAUUUUGAAUGGUGCUAGUAGUGGGAUAGGAGCAGCUGCUGCCAUACUCUUUGCUAAAGAAGGCGCCGAUUUGACGAUAGUCGGCAGAGACGAUGCAAAACUGGCAAAAGUUGCAGAAGAUUGUGGCAAAUUCGGCAAGAAACCCCUCAUCAUCAGUGCAGAUGUCACUAAAGAUGAUGAAGUCACCGCUAUCGUCGAACAGACCAUCAAAGUGUUUGGCAAACUUGACGUCCUUAUCAACAAUGCAGGCAUGAUCAAACCAGAUGACAUCUCACAUCCAAGUUUCAUGCAAAUCUUCGACGCUAUCAUGAACACUAAUAUGAGAGCUGUGGCUGUAUUAACCAACUUAGCAGCACCCCACCUAAAAGCAACCAAAGGAAGCAUUGUUAACGUAUCAAGUGUCGCAGCAACUCAAGUCAGUAUGCCGAGAUUUGCGUCAUACAAAACAUCUAAGGCAGCUCUAAAUCAUUUCACGCGAUGUGUCGCUUUGGAGCUAGCCCCACAUGGGGUUAGAGUGAAUUCUAUCAGUCCCGGACCUGUAUCCACAGAUUUGUUUGACAGGGCUGGUAUGUCCACUGCGUUAACUGUGUUGAAACAAGCCACUGCGUUGGAUAGAGUAAGUGAUCCUGAGGAAAUAGCAGAAAUGAUAUUACAUCUGGCGAGUGACAAAGCUAAGGGUGUUACUGGAUCGGAGUAUGUAAUUGAUAACGGAAUUUUGUUGAAAUGAAGUGACUGUAAUAUCUGUAAUAUUAAAAUAAAGUUUUUUAACUCAUGAA
Manduca sexta (tobacco hornworm) is the source of this 1083-nucleotide messenger RNA. Its product is annotated as 3-oxoacyl-[acyl-carrier-protein] reductase FabG-like. The record is from RefSeq and is a predicted model, not a curated record. NCBI's taxonomy places the organism in Eukaryota, Metazoa, Arthropoda, Insecta, Lepidoptera, Sphingidae. The coding region runs from base 36 to 1034 and encodes 332 amino acids. The transcript has 2 exons.